Caenorhabditis remanei is the source of this 1284-nucleotide messenger RNA. RefSeq lists its product as uncharacterized. The coding region runs from base 1 to 1284 and encodes 427 amino acids. NCBI's taxonomy places the organism in Eukaryota, Metazoa, Nematoda, Chromadorea, Rhabditida, Rhabditidae. The transcript has 5 exons. Gene Ontology annotation, molecular function: protein binding. Gene Ontology annotation, biological process: embryo development. The record is from RefSeq and is a predicted model, not a curated record.
AUGCAGAGUUGUCAACGUGGCAAUGGAAGACCAAAACCAUUUCGUCUUCUAGAUCUUCCACCUAAGAUUCUUCUCAGAAUCAUCCCACUAAUUGACAUCUUCGAACUUGCCUUAGCCACCCGGAAGACUCGUCGAGUCCUCAAAUCACUGAAGAUCCCAGUCGACCAUUUCAUCAUUCAACAUCUCGAAGGAAAGCAUGGAUUCAGUUUUGGAAUUGAGGGAGGCACCGUGGUGUCUUGGUAUUUUGUGGAUGUUCCACAAGUGAAGGAUCCAAAGGAUUUUAUGUCGUUCUUCUCGAUUGAGGGGAUCGAUUUUCCAACAAGAACCAAAAACCAGAAAGAAUGCUUUGAUCAUUGCAACGGAUACGACAAUGUUUCCAUCUACAACUCGAGCAAACACAAAUCCGGAUACCGCCCAUUUCGGGAGACCUUUAAUGUCGCUGACAUCACAAAAAGAUCCAAAGGUCAGCAGUAUCAUAAUGUGAGGUACACUCCGAUUACAAUGAGUGGAGCCGCACUUCCAAAGUGUUGGACACCAAAUGUUCCGGAUGAUUAUCAAACUUGUUUGGAUUGUUUCAUAAGAUUCGUCGAAGUAGUCUUCAAGUGUGGUGUCACCGGAUACCAUAUGGACAUCAAAAGUGUGCCCAACUUUGGAAAGUUCUUCACAAAGAAUGUCAUCAAGAACUCAUGUAGAACCUUUGAGUUGAGUGGAGUGAGACCUCAAGAGGAUUCUCCAUUAACAAUGGAGGCAUAUGAUAUUGACUGGGUGCUCACGAACACCCCAAUUAAUACCAAAUUGACAAUUAAUUGUGACAGAAUUGCUGGAAAUUUCAAGCUAGAAGUGCCCCUAAUGCAAAAAGCCAUCACUUUCAACUGUGUCAUGAAAUUCUUCGCAUACGAGAAUCUGGCUCAAUCCCAAUGUAAUCAACUGGAAAUCGGAAGUGGCUCUCAGCUGAGAGAAAUUGAUUAUCGAGAGUUUAUCGCCACUUGGUUAGAUGGAAACAAUCGAGAAUUCCGUUAUUUGGACUCAAGAAUCGGCGCAAAACAUGCGGAACAUCUCAAGAAGACUCUUUUUGAUGCAUUUAAAACGGAAAAAUGUGACAUGAAACGACGAAUGGACAAUUAUGAACCCACUCCACUUCACAUUUUGUCCGAUUGGUAUGAUGGAACAGUGUACCCGAAUGCACGUGACAUUCAUAGAAGAGAUGGAAUGACGGCGACGAUUGUCGUUCAUAAUGAAUGCUUCAUUUUCGUGGUUUGGCACAAGAAGAGUCACAAACAUUGA